Molecule: messenger RNA, 1633 nt
Organism: Drosophila serrata
Lineage: Eukaryota; Metazoa; Arthropoda; Insecta; Diptera; Drosophilidae
Product: CDK5RAP3 protein homolog
Biological process (GO): regulation of mitotic cell cycle
Cellular component (GO): endomembrane system
Source: RefSeq, a predicted model, not a curated record
UUUUUCCAGCUCUAGAAAACAGCUUGCGUGGACAACAGAGUAAAAAUGAAUGAGUCGGAGAUCCCCAUCGACAUCCAUACGUUGAAGCUGCAGGAUUGGCUAAUCAGCCGGAGGAUCGUCCCCAAGAAUGUUCAACAGGAGAUUAGGGACAUUCACACGAAGAUAAGCAAUGCCCUGCAGGACAUGCCUUCCAACGAACAACUAAUUAAGCUAUUGGCGAACACAAAUAUCAACUACUACCAUGUCAAGGAGAUCAUUGAGAUACUAAAGCAAACGGAAAAGGACACCAAGAGUGUGUUCGGAACCUACGGCAGCCAGCGCAUGAAGGAUUGGCAGGAGAUCAGCCGCCUGUAUGAGAAGAAUGCCGUCUACCUGGCGGAAACAGCGCAGAUAUUUGUGCGGAACAUUAAUUACGAGAUUCCUGGAGUGCGCAAGCAAAUGGCCAAGCUGGAGCAGCAGACGGACGAGAGUCAGAAACGAGCUCACGACCUUAACAAGCCGGAGACGCAGCUUCUGGCCGAGCACGCAGCGCUCCUGGAGCAACUCGGCGUCAAGGGCGAUAAUCUGCAUGCCGAGUUUAUUGAGGUUCUGGCUGGCCUACCAAAUUUGUACACCAAGUCAAUAGAUGGCAUUGCCAAAGUUCAACCGGGAAUCGAUCUUUACGCUGAGGUUAGCGGACAUAAGCAGCCGUUGCCAAUUUUGAGCCACCUGGUCGAGUUUGGCAAUACCACUGUGUAUCAAUACAUUCACAAGGAGGCGCCGCUCGCCGUGGAGGAGCCGCCAAUUAGGUUAAAUCUUAGCGAAGGCAUCGUUCAAAAGGAUGGGGAUAACGUUGCUGCCGAGAUCGACUUUGGAACCGACGACAAUGGUGGUGGAACUUCUUCGACCGUUUCGGCGGAGAUAAUCGACUAUGGUGAUUUUGGGGGUGUAGAUUUGCAGGAGACGGACGGCGGCAAUAUCGACUGGGGAAUCGAAAGUGCUCCCGCGACAGCUGUGGAAAUAAACUUUGAUAUUCCCGUCGAGGAGUAUGGAAUCGUGGUGGAGGGAACUGGCAUGGAUGGAGGCACGGCCAAGGGUGAUCAGGCCUACACCUUGCUGGACUCACCCAACUAUCGCGAUCGCUUUUUAGACGAAAUCUACGAACUGGAAUCAUUUCUGCGUCUGCGCCUCUACGAGCUAAAGCAGUUGGAGUCUUCAAGCGACAUCAUGUUCUCACUUAUGGACAAUAUCGCUACGCACGAUGCGGAGAGCAUCAAGAAAAUCCUCAACUCUGUGGAGAAAAUCAUUCGACAGACUUCGGAUGAGCAGACGAGGCAUCUCUUCCAACUGAAGCAUUCGCCAAAGUAUGCAAAUCUGCUGGCUACAAAACUGCAGCAAAUGACCAAGGCGGUGGAGAAGCUGCGAUCCACGAGAGAGACACUCAAGCGACGAGCCAUAGAGCUGCGAGAGCAGCGACAACAGCUCAACCCUGUCCUGGAGGAGCUGGUGGCCCAGACCCGAGUUUUGCAGUCCCAUAUUGAGAAGGAUAUAUCAAAGCGGUACAAGAAUAGGAUGGUCAAUCUUAUGGGCGGUGUAAACUAAUUUAAAUUGUUAAUUGUUUUGUACAAAUAAAUGGGAUGGCAGCAAUAAGAAA